Messenger RNA from Trypanosoma theileri, 618 nucleotides. RefSeq lists its product as uncharacterized. The transcript has a single exon. Lineage: Eukaryota; Euglenozoa; Kinetoplastea; Trypanosomatida; Trypanosomatidae. Bases 1 to 618 code for a protein of 205 amino acids. The record is from RefSeq and is a predicted model, not a curated record.
AUGGCUGAUAGCACGAAAAGCAGUCCAUCCAAGGUGACGGGUGAGGUUAAAACAGCAUUUCCAAUAGUGGGAAUUGCUGAGGGUUUGCCAUACACAGAAAGUGAGAAGGCCAUGCUGCAAUCUCAGUUAGAUCAGCAGUGUGGAGGUGAUAUCAGUGACGUUUCUCUCUGGGAGAAGUCUAUACUUCCUUUACUUGUGAGCAUGGUGACAAAGGUAUUGGAGCUCGCUGCAUCCAAAUAUGGGGAGAAUGCUGAAAACACUACCAACAACAACAACAACAAUGACAAUAGUAACAAUAGAAAUAGUAAUAAUAAUGUUACUACACCAGCGAAUAAUCGAGGAUUGAAAGUUAGUGCACCAGGAACGGCAAAGACACCCAGCAAAAUGGAUCUUUUUCUUGAAGAGAAUGCAUACAUAGUGGAACAGCUUCAACUCCAACAAUGGCCUUUUUUUACACUGCCACGACUUGUGGAAUUACUUGCAAAUCCUUUCACUUACAAUUGUGAUUCCGAAGGACAUCUUCGGGGAGAAAAAUUGCAGGCGGCAAUUGGACGUUGUGUAUUGGUGUCGGCUCCAUUGUUUACUUCAGAGGGGAAUGACUACAGCGGUUGGCGGUGA